AUGUACGAAUUUACUUCGCUGACAACUAUUGGUUCGGGUGGCUUUUCAAUAGUUAAAAAGGGAUAUUCCAAAAAGUUUAAACGAGAUAUUGCUGUAAAAAUUAUUCUGUUGGAUCAAAAAGAGAAUGAGUCGUAUAUAAAAAAAUAUUUGCACAGUGAAGUUUCUUUUUGGAAAGAACUUUCUAGUGGUUUACAUAUUAACAUAGUAAAUUUAAUUGAGGCUGUAGAAGCUGCUAAAGUUAUGUAUUUUAUUAUGGACUUAGUAGACAAAGGUGAUUUGGAUCAGUAUUUGUUAAAGGGUCCAAUGACAAGCUACAAAGCAAAAGCUUUUUUCAAAGAUAUCGUGGAAGCUGUAAACUAUUGUCAUGGUAAAAGUAUAGCUCAUCGUGAUAUAAAACCAAAAAAUUUACUAGUUGAUAAUAAUGACAGAAUCAGGUUGACGGGUAAGAUUGUUUCAUUUUGA
This is a messenger RNA of Hydra vulgaris (swiftwater hydra), 462 nucleotides long. The record is from RefSeq and is a predicted model, not a curated record. NCBI's taxonomy places the organism in Eukaryota, Metazoa, Cnidaria, Hydrozoa, Anthoathecata, Hydridae.